Molecule: messenger RNA, 1380 nt
Organism: Exophiala bonariae
Lineage: Eukaryota; Fungi; Ascomycota; Eurotiomycetes; Chaetothyriales; Herpotrichiellaceae
Exons: 3
Coding region: 1-1380 (459 amino acids)
Biological process (GO): DNA-templated transcription
Cellular component (GO): nucleus
Molecular function (GO): zinc ion binding; DNA binding
Source: RefSeq, a predicted model, not a curated record
AUGGAAAUCGAGCUGGUGGAGCACUAUCUCGACAAAUUCGACGGUCGUCCGCACAGCAUUUUCCAUCCAGCCACCCUCCGCGCGCAGGUGCGUGACGGUGCCCUCAAACAAACUGUGCUGUACGCCAUCUGCGCCAUUGGAUGCAAGUUCUCGGCGAAUCCUGAGACCCGUGCUCAAGGGUUUUACUUGCUGGCGGAAUCGAAGCGACUACUCCAGGCGGAUCUCUCGAAUAUAUGUCUCGAGAACAUUCAAGCGUGCAUUUUGAUCGCGCUUUUGAGUGUUGGCCAUGGCGAAAGUGGUUCAGAGGCUUUGUUCUUUCGUAUCGCCACCGCCAUGGCUGAGAUCCUGGGUUUGAAUAAUUCUGAUUCGGAAACCGAAGUCUCCCUCAUCGAUAGAGAGAUAAGACGACGCAUUUGGUGGUCCCUGUAUAUGACUGAUUUGUGGUGCAUGUGUGGUCAAGGAUUAUACAGCCAACUGAAGCAUGUUGAGUCGACAAUCGACCCGCCCAUGAACGACAGUAUUUUCAUGGCGCUACGCCCCGAGCAAAGUUCCACCACCAACACCAACACCAACACCACCCCGCAAGGCCAUGGCAUAUGGUCGUGUCUUGUGACUCUUGUGCCGCUGUUCGAGCCUAUUCACAAGAUCAAUUGUGUCGUUGCAAAUGGUGAACCUCACAACCCCGAGCUGGACCAACGAGUCGAGCAACUUGCCUGGACACUGGAGGAUUGGAAGAACAGGUUGCCUGCCGAUGCACAGAUGAGCGAGGAAACCCUUCGCCAGCAGCAGAAAGCAGGCCUAGGUGGGUUGCUGAUUUCCCUACACUUGGCUUAUCAUCAUUACUCCAUCUUGCUUUAUUUCCGGUUCCUCGAUGGUCAACGACCAAUAGCCUCAAUCCAUCAGACAUACAUCACACGAUGCAAGUUCCAUGCUUCCUCCUUCAGCUCUCUAUUGCUCUUGUCUCGGCAACUGAAAGGGUGUGAUGUUGUAUAUCCCAACGUUGGCCAUAUGGCGACGGUCUCUUCUUCUGUCUUGGUCCAUACCUUACUGUUUGGUGGCGUGGAUGAACUUGAGAAAGUCAGUCAAGAACUUAACACAAACUUUGAAGCCCUGAUAGAACUCAAGCAAUUUUGGCCAUCGAUUUCUGCUAUGAUUGAACGUCUGAUCAUGUUUCAAGACAUGUGUCUUUUGUCAACAGAGCCUGCCCCACAUAAACUAGACGGGUGGAUGCUGAGGUUCUUGACCGAACACAGUCUGAACUUCGAUACCAAGAGUAUGGGAGCAAGUUCGUUAGGGUUGAAUGCGGAGGUGGCAAAGAUGUCAUCAAGAGCAAAAGAACUCGCGCAACAGGGACGGUAUCUGAAUCUACGCUCUGCGUGA